UGAGCAGAGCAUGACGAGAACAGAGAGGCAGAAGCUGGAGUACAGAAAAGUGUAAAUAAAUAUUUCUAUACUGAGGAACUGUGGAGGAAAAGGAACCGUUUGGGCUGAUACCUGAGCAUCUGGAGAGCCACGGAGGAACGACCCUGGGACCUUACCUGGUUUCUAAUUCUUUUCUUUUCCCGGCUGGGUUUUUUGGAUACCCUGGAUUCUGGAUUCUCUCCUUAAAUGGAGAUGGCGAGCCAACCGUGUGAACAUCUGGAUUUGGACUGAAGAGGAGGAUUUGGACUGAGGAGGACUUUCUUUUCUUGCAUUCAUCGUCCUGUCGGAGUGGUAGGACUAAAAAGAAAAACUCAGAGAUUAAAAGGGAAACCCUUUUUCUUUUUACGUUGGGAAACAAGACAUUUUAUUUUAUUUUUUUAAAGGGUGCACCCAAUUUUAAGAGACUACAAUUGAAAAAACAAACUGAAGGCCGGCCAAAUUUGUAAAACUGUUAUUUUUUCAUAUAUGUUAAUACACUUACUUCACAAAAAAUUACCUGUGUGUUUUCCUCUUACUCAAUCGGUGUCUUACUUUUUUUUUCAUCAUCACUCCCUCUUAUGAAUCUAGAACAUUCUGGUCCAGUGUCACUUACCCUUCAGACUCACUGAAGUCCAGAAGAUGGAAGAUCAAGCUCUAAAGGAGAACAAAGGUGAAAGUCCAGGGUCCAGUUGUCUGUCUAUGAGGAGUGAGCGCUCCAGAGAAAGACCUCCAGUAUUCAGUAAUGAACCUGGAUCCUUAGAGACGGAAUGGAGUGAGAGAAACAUUGUUAGGGAAAACGAGCAGCUGCCCUACUGCGCUUUGUGUCAGAAUAUCCUGUGGGACCCAGUCUCAACCAGCUGUGGGCACAGCUUCUGCAGAGCAUGCAUUGAGUCCUACUGGGUGCAGUCUGCUCAGUCAGGACACACCUCAUGUCCCCACUGUGGAGAAAGACCUACAACAGGAUCCAAACUGUGGACAGCCAAUCAGAGCAGUUGUACAGCUGAUUUUGGACUGCAAGAGGUUCUAGAGGAACAUAAGAUCAGACUGAGGAAGAGAUGUGAACAUGUGACUGAAGGAAGUGAUAAAACAGGAAGUAGUACCCUCUUUAACAAGAUCUAUACUGAUCUCUACAUCACAGAGGGACAUAGUGAAGAGGUUAAUACACAACAUGAGGUGAAGCAGCUUGAAAGACUUUCCAAGAUGCAGAACUUCCAUGACUGUCCAAUCAGAUGCCAUGACAUCUUUAAACCCCUACCUGAUCAACAUGGAUCCAUCAGACUGGUACUGACCAUCGGUGUUGCUGGUGUUGGAAAGACCUUCUCUGUGCAGAAGUUUACGCUGGACUGGGCAGAAGGCUUGGAAAACCAAGAAUUGAGUUUGGUGGUUCUGCUUUCCUUCAGGGAGCUGAACUUGAUCAGAGAAGAACAACACAGUCUUCUCUCUCUGCUUCAUGUUUUCCAUCCAACCCUUCAGAAGCUCCCUGCAGAGAAGCUGGCUGUCUGUAAACUUCUUUUCAUCUUUGAUGGCUUGGAUGAAAGCAAACUUUCUCUAGACUUCCAAGAGAAUUGGCCUUUUUUUGAUAUCACACAGAAAUCAUCAGUCAAAGUUCUUCUUACGAACCUCAUCAAGGGGAACCUGCUUCCCUCGGCUCUCGUCUGGAUAACUUCAAGACCUUCAGCUGCCAAUAAAAUCCCUCCUUCAUGUAUUACCAGGCUAACAGAAGUAAGAGGCUUCACUGAUACCCAAAAGGAGGACUACUUCAACAGGAGGUUCACCAAUGAAGAGCUUUCUAGCAGAAUCAUCUCCCAUGUUAAGGCCUCAAGGAGCCUCCAUCUCAUGUGUGGAAUCCCUGUAUUCACCUGGAUCACUGCUACAGUUCUGGAGAAUCUGUUGACCACAGAGCAGGGAGGAGAGCUACCCAAGACCAUGACUGACAUGUACUCACACUUUCUGCUAGUCCAGACAAAGAGGAAGAGAAACAAAUACUGUGGUGGACAUCAGAUUGGUCCCCAGAACCUGAUGGAAGCUGACAAAGAAGUUCUUCUCAAGCUCGGGAGGCUGGCAUUAGAGCAUCUUGAAAAAGGAAACAUCAUGUUCUACCAGGAAGACCUGGAGCAAUGUGGCCUUGAUGUCACAGAGGCCUCUGUGUACUCAGGAGUUUGUACAGAGAUCUUCAAAAGAGAAAGUGUCAUCUUCCAGAAACCAGUCUACUGCUUUGUUCAUCUAAGCAUCCAAGAGUUUAUGGCUGCAGUCUACAUGUACAACAGUUUUACCAACAAGGACACAGAGGUGGUGGGAUGUUUCCUGGGAAAAUACCACAAUUACUCUUCUUUAGAUGAUUUCAUGAAGAGACUAAUGGAUAAAUCUCUCAGAAGUAAAAAUGGACAUUUAGACCUGUUCGUUCGCUUCCUUCAUGGCCUGACUGUGGAGUCAAACCAGCAACUCUUGGGAGGCUUGCUGGGUCAAAGUUACAACAGUCCAGAAACUAUUCAGAGAAUCAUCAAUAAUUUGAAGGAAAUGAAUACUGAUAAAAUCUCCCCUGACAGAACAAUCAACAUCUUCCACUGUCUGAUGGAGAUGAAGGACCUCUCGGUUUAUCAGGAGAUUCAACAGUUCCUGAAAUCAGAAAACAGGUUAGAGAAAGAGCUAACAGAGAUCCAAUGUUCAGCUCUGGCCUACAUGCUGCAGAUGUCAGAGGAGGUCCUGGAUGAGUUGAACUUGGAGAAAUACAACACUUCAAAAGCAGGGCGACGGAGACUGAUUCCAGCUGUAAGGAACUGCAGAAAGGCUCGACUUGUUGGAUGUGAACUCUCACAGACUGAAUGUGAAGUUGUGGCCUCAGCUCUGAAGUCCAACCCUUCUAAUAUUACUGACCUAGAAAUAGAAGUGAUCCAUGGAGGGAGAAGCUUUGGAGACUCUGGAAUGAAGCAUCUAUGUGAAAUACUGGAGAGUACGGUCUGUAAACUGAAGAUCCUGAGAUUGAUGGACUGCAGGUUGUCUGGGGGCAGCUGGGCUUUUCUGGGCUCAGCUCUGAUAUCCAACCCCUCACAUCUCAUCGAGCUGGACUUAAGCGGGAACUAUGACCUGAAAGAUACUGGAGUGAAGGAGCUCCGUAGUUUUCUGCAGACACCCCUCUGCAAACUUCAGAUAUUUAGAUUGAGGGACUGCAGGCUGACAGAGAUGAGCUGUAUUUCUCUGGUCUCAGCUUUUAAGUCCAACCCCUCCCAGCUGAUUGAGCUGGACCUGAGCUUCAAUGACCUAAAAGAUACUGGAGUAAAGGAGCUCUGUGGUAUUCUACAGACUCCUCUCUGCAAACUAAAGAUAUUGAG
This is a messenger RNA of Cyprinodon variegatus (sheepshead minnow), 3347 nucleotides long. RefSeq names its product protein NLRC3-like. The transcript has 7 exons. Lineage: Eukaryota; Metazoa; Chordata; Actinopteri; Cyprinodontiformes; Cyprinodontidae. The record is from RefSeq and is a predicted model, not a curated record. The annotation marks the transcript as partial. Gene Ontology annotation, molecular function: protein binding.